Drosophila rhopaloa is the source of this 1608-nucleotide messenger RNA. Its product is annotated as sodium/potassium/calcium exchanger 3. Gene Ontology annotation, molecular function: calcium, potassium:sodium antiporter activity; calcium channel activity. Gene Ontology annotation, biological process: intracellular calcium ion homeostasis; calcium ion transmembrane transport. The transcript is spliced from 6 exons. NCBI's taxonomy places the organism in Eukaryota, Metazoa, Arthropoda, Insecta, Diptera, Drosophilidae. Gene Ontology annotation, cellular component: membrane. The record is from RefSeq and is a predicted model, not a curated record. Bases 116 to 1450 code for a protein of 444 amino acids.
ACUUUUUUCUACCUAUUUGUGUUGAUGCCUAUUUGCCUAUAUGCCUAUUUUUUUUGGAUAAAUUAUAUGUAAAUUUGCCAAAUUGUUCUUCUGACACUGUUUCACAUUAAGCAUCAUGGUCUUUGGCUGGGAUUCAACCGACAUCAAACAGUUCGAUAAUGAAUGGACCCCUUACCAAUCGCCAUUUCGGAGUGCAUGGCGCCAUGUCGAAUAUGUCGAUGGUCUGAACUGCUCGAUGCCGGCCAUCGUGGAGUUUCCCAACUUUAUGCGACAGAAAAGUUGGAUAUCAGCCGUGGUGUCUUUUUUUCUCAGUAUGUACCUCUUCGUCUUCCUGGCGAUUGUAUGCGACGAUUACCUGGUGCCAGCCAUGGAGCGUCUGUGCUACAACCUGCGUAUGACAUAUGAUGUGGCCGGGGCCACUUUCCUCGCGGGUGCCACCUCGGCACCGGAACUGUUCGUGAACUUUGUGGCAACAUUCAUCACUAACGGGGACAUCGGAGUGGGCACUAUCGUGGGCUCAUCCGUGUUUAAUAUCCUAGUUAUUGCUGGCGUUUGCGGCAUCUUUACUCCAUCGACCAAACUGGAUUAUUGGCCGGUGACGAGGGACACGAUCUGGUAUCUUGUGGCCAUCGCAGCGCUCACAGUUAUGUUGUUGGAUUCGCAUAUACACUGGUAUGAGGCGUUGGUCCUUCUUCUUUUAUACCUUCUGUACCUCAUUCAACUUAUCCUGGACCGCCGGAUCCAGAAUUGUGUUCGCAAGGAGCACACGGAGUCGGAGCUUUUGGACGAGGAUCCCAUGACGCGCGAGGAGGAGCCGCUCAAAACAUUUCGGGACCACGUGUGCACGAAACCGGAUCCGGGCUCCAAUUGCUGCCAGUGGACCUGGUGGGCGAUCAAGUAUCCGGCGGAACUGGUGCUCGCCUGCACCGUGCCCAGUGUCCGCACCAUAUUCUUCCUGUCCAUGUUCCUGGCAGUCCUGUGGAUCAGCCUGAUCUCCUAUCUGCUCACCUGGUUCCUCACUGUUGUGGGCCACAACCUCAGCAUUCCGGACUCGAUCAUGGGGCUCACUGUACUGGCCGCCGGAACCAGUGUGCCCGAGGUGGCCUCCUCCUACAUCGUUUCCAAAAAGGGCUACGGCUCCAUGGCCAUCUGCAAUGCCAUCGGCUCGAACACCUUUGACAUUUUCGUGUGCCUGGGACUGCCCUGGCUGCUGAAGAGCCUGAUCUACCAGAAUGAGAUCGAGAUCGAUUCCUCGGCCCUCACCAUCACCACGGCCAUGCUGGUGGCCACCGCUGUCGUCCUCUACGUGUUCCUCGUGGCCAACAAGUUUGUGCUGGGCAAGAUCGUCGGAUGGGUCAGCAUGAUCUCCUAUGUGGUGUUUGUCGUUGUUGCCUGCGCACUGGAAAUGUUGCUGGAUACGUUGGUCGUCUGCGACAUUGAGGAGUCCUAAUGAACUGAAAACUCUAUAUGAACAAAUGAAAAUUAUAGUGAAUAUUUUCCAGUAAUGGUCAAUCGUAGCUAUUGCACUAUUGCAUCGCAAUUAGGAAAAUGAUAUACAAUAAACACAUUCAUGUUAUUGUAUUAUCAAAACAAUUUCAGCAAUGGAAA